GUAGACGCACCCCUCCAUGCAAGCCUCCACGAGGGGUUCGACGUUCAUGGAGGGCGACUAAACUUUAUGGGAAGGCGGCUGAAUGCAGCAAUGUGAAGCAGUUGGUACAGCAUAGCCGAGCUGCAGCAUGCGGGUGCGGAACUGGAACUGGAAUUUUAUUCGAACUGUUACUUAAGGGCGAACGUUCCCACGAUUAUGAGCAUGCCUGUCAAAACUAUCUGAUUUUUAAUCAUUUACUUGAAUUUUGUAUACCCUGUAUAUAUUACAACAUCCCAUUCCGCAGAAUAAUGUCGCAACCUACUUCGUCAAAUGGCCAUCUCGAUACCAGCCCUUGGGUGGACGACCCCAUUGCUAUCGUCGGCAUGGGAUUGCGUCUUCCGGGCUCUAUCCGCACUCCUCAGCAAUACUGGGACUUCCUGGCCAACAAGGGCAGCGGUCGUACCCGGGUUCCUGCUGAUCGUUACAACGUGGAUGCUUUCUUCGGGCCAAAGGGAAAGCCGGGCCAUACUUGCACAGAAUACGGCUACUUCCUUGACGUCGACCUCGCUGCAGCGGACAGCUCGUUCUGGUCUAUGCCACCCAAGGAGCUGGAACUCCUUGACCCCCAACAGCGGUUAAUGAUGGAAGUGGUUUACGAAUGUCUAGAGAGCAGCGGGACAGCAUCUUACAGGGGCAAAGACAUCGGAUGCUAUGUAGGCGUGCUUGGCGAAGAUUGGAUGGACAUACAAACCCGAGAUCCGCACCAUCAAGGAAUGCAUCGUGUUGGGGGUUAUGGCGACUUCGCUAUUGCCAACCGCGUAUCGAAAGAACUCGGCCUUACCGGCCCAAGUAUGACUAUUCGAACAGCUUGCUCCUCUUCCCUAAUGGCCCUGCACUCCGCGUGCCAAGCGCUAUACGUGGAAGAGUGCUCAUCAGCCGUCGUUGGUGGCUGCAAUUUGAUUCUUUCACCACGCAUGACAGUAACAAUGUCCGAACACCGUGUGAUUUCGCCAACAGGUACUUGUCGGUCAUUCGACGCCAACGCAAACGGCUAUGCGCGAGGCGAGGCCGUCAACGCUAUACAUAUAAAGCGGCUGUCGCAUGCUCUGCGCGACGGGGACCCCAUCCGCUCUGUUAUUCGCUCGGUAUGCAUCAACUCGGAUGGACACAGGUCUCCUCUGUUUAUUCCGAGCCCAGAAAGCCACGAGCUUCUCAUUCGCCGAAGUCACCAGCUGGCGGGUAUAACGGACGUUUCUCAAACUGCCAUGGUUGAAUGUCAUGGAACGGGGACGAUGGUGGGCGAUGUACUGGAGGGCAACGCAGUGGCCAAUGUAUUUGGGGAGCUUGGUGGGGUUCUGAUCGGAUCGGUGAAACCCAACAUUGGGCACAGUGAGGGAGCGUCAGGCCUGAGUAGUAUUAUCAAGAUGGUGCUAGCGCUCGAGCAUCAGAGAAUCCCGCCAAAUAUUAACUUUACAACUCCCAAUCCCAAGAUUCCGUUCGGGCCGGCCCGCCUCCGGAUCCCUGUGGAGUGCGAACCAUGGCCAAAAGGCAAAGCAGAGCGAGUUGGGCUCAACGGAUUUGGCAUUGGAGGAGCAAAUGGACAUGUUCUGCUCGAGUCUGCGAGGUCCGUCGUUGGAAAACCCCAACCCGGCGCUUCUAAUUCCGAGGACCCCCAGCUACUUGUGUUCUCGGCAACUCACCCCGAGACCGUGAAGCGCAACAUUGCGGGGAGCUUAGAUUAUCUAGCCGCCAAUCCAGGUCGAGUUUCUGAUGCCAGUUAUACUCUCGGAUGUCACCGCCAAGUUCUCCCGAAUCGCGCUUUUGCAGUCGGUUCCGUUGGCUCUUGGGAUAUCUCUCCUGUCCAGAAGGGAGGGCCCGCGCCGGACCUGAUUUGGGUUUUCACUGGACAAGGAGCCCAGUAUCCUGGGAUGGGGCGGGAAGUAAUUACCUGCAAUGCUAUUGCAAGGAACACUAUCCAAAACUUGGAUAACGUGUUGGAUACUAUUGAACCCGGGCGCAACUGGUCCAUUUACAAUGAGUUGACUCUACCAGAAUCUCCCUCAAAACUCUCUCAAUCCGAAUACUCCCAACCCUGCUGCGCCGCUCUUCAAAUCGCCCUUGUGGACGUGUUGAAAUCCCUCAAUGUGAAGCCUUCAGCGGUGGUGGGCCACUCCGCCGGUGAGAUAGUUGCGGCCUAUGCUGCCGGGGUGCUGACCGCUGCCGAGGCAAUCACUGUUUCAUACUACAGAGGCCAGGCCGCAGGUGGUGUUUCAAAAUCUGGAGGCAUGAUGGCUGUUAGUUUGGGCCGAGAGCAAGUCUCUCCUCUAUUGACUGAUGGGGUCAUUGUUGCAUGCGAGAACAGCCCCAGAAGUGUGACUCUUAGCGGCGAUUCCUCAGAGUUGGAUGCAAUUGCUCUUGAAAUACAAAAUCGCCAUCCAGACAUCUCGAUCAAACGUUUGGCUGUGAAUCGUGCCUACCAUUCGGCGCAUAUGAAAGAGGCAGAAGAUGGAUACUUGAAUCGCCUUGCGUUUCUUGAAAGACUGGACAAUGAGAAGCAGUUAUCAGCCGUUUUCGUAUCUUCAGUAACAGGAAAGCCUGUUCAAAGCGCUGCCAAGUUUGGACCCGACUACUGGUGUCGUAACUUUACCUCCCCAGUACUAUUCUAUUCGGCAGUUAGCACCAUUCUCGCGAGUGGCUUAUCGAAUCCCACAUUUAUUGAAGUGGGACCGCACUCUGCACUCUCUGGAGCACUCCAUGAUAUCGCGUCAGAGACGGGAUCAGUCCCGUACAUUCCAACACUUGUACGGGGAACUCACGCAUACGCUUCUGUUCUCCGCACAGCUGGGCGGUUGUUCCAGUCCACAAGCGUUGAGCUGUCUACCUUGUGCCGAGGAACUACUUUAGGGGAUCUCCCGCCCUACCAAUGGCAAUAUGAUGGCCGCUUCUGGUCUGAAUCGAGGGUUUCCCGGAACUCGCGAUUCCGUCAAUUUCCUCAUCACGAUAUCCUGGGAUCGAAAAUUCCUGACGGCAAUGACACCGAGCCUCUGUGGCGGUCUCUGGUUUACCUUGAGAACGUUCCUUGGCUUCGGGAUCAUGUCGUCGAUGACAAGAUUGUUUUCCCUCGAGGGUCCUAUAUUCCCAUGGUGGGUGAAGCUAUCCGCCAGCUUACGGGAGAUAAUGAUUUCUCUCUCCGGCACGUAACGUUCAUCGAAGAGCCCACACUUCACGAUAGUCAGCCCAUGGAGAUUUUAACGCAGUUUCGACCAUCUCCAACUUCGGAAUGGUAUGACUUUACCAUCACUAGCCAAUUUGAAGGCACAUGGACAAAGCUAUGCACUGGCCAGGCUAGAGGAGGGCGACACUUUCUUCAAGAUAUUACCCGUUCGACCCCGGGACCUCGGAAAGUGAAAGCAGAAGCAUUUAACCGUUCCAUUAAGAGAGCUGGAGCAAAUUAUGGGCCCCGGUUCCGUGUCAUGGACCAAAUUUCCACCAGCGUCACGGCACCAGAAGCGACCGCCGAGGUCAUGGACGUUCGCGAAAAGAUGGAUAGCACUUACACCAUUCAUCCCUGUACCGUAAGCUCCAUACUCCAGUUGUUUAAUGUCGCCAAGGCGGAAGGUCGGAGUUUUAAUCGUCUGGCUGUGCCGACGUAUAUUGGUGAACUCUACGUGCGCUCCUCGUCUGGUCCAAUUGCGGUCCAGUCCACCGUCACGGAUACUAAAGGGGGCACUUUCUUCGGUGACAUCGCGGGGUUCUGUGAAAGUGAGCUAGUGUUUGCUUUCCGCAGAGUUGGCCUCUCUCAAACGGAAAAACGAAAUGAUCGUGGCCCUGACCCUCACGCCGGUGCCCGACUAGUAUGGCAGCCAGACAUUGACCAGGUGGAUGUCAAUGGCCUCAUACGUCCAACUCCCGGAAUGUCCGAUAGCCUUGCCCUCGUCGAAGAACUGGCAUUGGCCUGCAUUAUCGAGAGUGGAAAGCAGUCCUGCAGUGACUUGUCUGCGCCACAUUAUACCAAAUACCACCAAUGGCUGAGCCAGCAACGACAACGCGCAGAGCAAGGUGAAUAUGAAAGUGUUUCCUCGUGUAAGGAUGUUGCUUCGAUGACAUCUCUGGACCGAACCCGUCAUAUCGAUCGCCUACAUGAGAGAGCGCUUCAAACUAACGGUAGACACGUCGCCACAGCCAUAAUGCGUAUCUACCAUGAAACCGGUGCGAUGUUUAACGGACAUGCCGAUUCCUUGAGCCUGCUAAUGAAGGACAACCUUCUUACGGCAGUCUACGGGUUUAAGCUGUGUGAAUUUGGCGAUUUCUUCCGUGUCCUAUCCCACAACAGGCCAUGCAUGCGAGUUUUAGAGAUUGGGGCAGGGACUGGUGGCGCGACGGCUACUAUUCUACGUGCGAUGCAUGGACCACACAAUGAACGCCUCUAUGAACGUUAUGUAUACACAGAUAUCUCGCCUGGAUUCUUUGACGGCGCUCAAGAACGCUUCAGCGUUUACGAUGGCAUCGAUUACCGCCCACUUGAUAUCACCGCCGAUGUAGCCGCGCAAGGAUUUGAUGGCUCCUACGAUCUUAUAAUCGCGUCGAAUGUUCUCCAUGCAACCCCGAAUCUCCAGCAAACGCUCUCAAACGUGAAAUCAUUGCUUAGACCGAAUGGCAAACUCUUCCUACAAGAACUGGCACCUGUCACCAAAUGGAUUAACUAUAUCAUGGGCACCUUGCCUGGCUGGUGGCUCAGUACCGACGACCGCCCAUGGGAACCCUAUGUAUCACCGGAAAGAUGGGACGCAGAGCUUCGCGCUGCUGGGUUUACAGGAACAGAUUCUGUGGUCCACGAUGGCCACAUGAACGCUCAUAUCAUCUCGUCCGUUCCAGAAAACUCAGUCGAGACAAGAAGACGUGUCACUGUCCUCUACGAGAGAACUUCCGAUGAUCUGAACCUUUUCGUUUCCAUCCUUCGUGCACGUGGGUUCACGAUCGAUCUCCGACAUCUAGGAGACGAACUACCUGCAGAUCAGGCGGUCAUAUCUUUGCUAGAGUUGGAUUCUCCCCAACUUCACUUGCUAAGCGAAAGAAAAUACUUGGACCUCCGCAAUAUGAUCCUUUCUUUGGAUGCAACUCCAAUGCUGUGGGUGACUCGGCCGUCUCAGGUGGGCUGCUCAGACCCACGGUACGCGGCAACGCUCGGCCUCUUGCGGACUGCUCGCAGAGAGCUUGGGGUGACAAUAGCCACGCUUGAGCUGGAUUCUCUAGAUGAGAAGGCAUUCCAGGUCGCGUCCCUCGUUGUUGAUCGUGUCCUUCACCUUAGUACCGACUCGUCAUUUGAUCCGGUGCUCGAAUACAUCUACACGCAAGAAACCUUGAUGGUUGGCAAAUUCUACCCCGCUAUUGUUAGUGAAGAACUACUAGAGAUCAAAAAGCCCGGAGCCGAAAAGGCAGAUGCAGCGGUACUGCGGAUUGGAAAUCCUGAGAGAGUCGACACGCUACACUGGGAACGCAAGCCAGUGGAAAGGUUUACAUCCCUGCAGGAUUGGGUGGAGGUCCAGACACAUGCCGUUGGCAUUAGCUCAAUCGAUCUCAAGGUGGCCGAUGGCACGCGUGAUGCUCCCUUUGGCGAGGGGUGUGCUGGAAUUGUGCAAUGUGUUGGGCCUGGUGUUAGAAACCUUCGUGUUGGCGAUCGCGUCAUGGUGUUGGCAGCUGGGUCUGGGGCACUCGCCACGCGGUUUGUCGCUAGUGAGAGGCUGUGUACUCGGAUGGCUCGCGGCUUGAGUUGGGCUGAGGCAGCUACAAUUCCAUAUCCCUUUGCCACUGCUAUGUACUCGCUAAUUGACGUUGCGAGACUGAAAUCUGGUGAUGCCAUCCUCAUUCACUCCGCCUGUGAGGGAGUUGGAUUAGCUGCCAUCCAGAUUUCCCGAAUCAUUGGAGCCGAGGUCUACUGCACUGUCGGGAAUGAUACGGAAGUCGACUUCUUGGUGCAACUGGGAAUCCCAAAACAGCGCAUCUAUAGCUUCCGGGACAGCACAUUCGCCCAAAGCCUCAUGGUUGUCACUGAAGACCGUGGAGUCGAUGUCGUACUGAAUUCCUUGACUGGAGAUCUGCUCCAUGCCUCAUGGCAAUGCGUAGCGGAAUUCGGCGUGAUGGUGGAUCUAGGGAAGCGCUCUCUCAGCAGGGGCCAGCUGGAUAUUGAUUUCUCUGAGGGAAACCGCGCGUUUGCAGCAGUUGAUCUAGCUCAGAUCAGCGCGAAGCGUCCGGAGAUAAUACAGGGAUUGCUCCGAAGGUGCAUGCACCAUUAUGCGUUGGGCGAACUAAGCCCCCUUCCAUUACUAGAAUUCCCAGCUGAAGAGAUUCAAUCUGCUUUCCGUCACAUGCAAAAUGAGAAUACGGGGCAAGUCGCCGUCAUCAUGCCGGAAGAAGCGUCGUCGCUGCCCGUCGCCGCGCACCGCAGAACGCCCUCUUUCCGGACCGAUGGUAUCCACUUGAUCGUUGGAGGAUUAGGUGGUCUAGGACGUUCCGUAAGCUCAUGGAUGGCACUCCACGGUGCCCGGCAUUUUAUUUUCUUCUCCCCGUCGGCGGCAAAUAAAGAGGGAGAUGACUAUGUCUUGGAACUGCGUGCUCAGGGUUGUCAAGUUGAUCUUGUCUCUGGUGAUGUGAGUAAGGAACAGGACGUUGAUGCUCUCAUCCAGAGUAUACCCGAAGGGCGCCCCAUCGCCGGCAUUAUGCAGGCGUCCAUGGCGCUCGAAGUUACAUCUCUUGACAGCAUGUCCUUCGAGCAAUGGCAAAUAUCGUUUGCACCGAAGGUCCAGGGAACGUGGAAUCUACAUAACAAUCUGCUGAAAUACCGCCGCCGCACCGACUACUUUGUACUUUUCAGUUCUUUAGCCGGCCUCAUCGGCCAAACUGGGCAUGCUAACUAUGCUGCUGGAAAUGCUUUCUUGGAUUCUUUUGUUCAGUAUCGGCAUUCAAUGGGUCUUCCUUGCUCCGCACUCAAUAUCGGUGUCAUGGAAGAUGUUGGGUACGUUAGUAACCAGCAACAUAUCAUCGACCAUUUCCUCGCGACCUCCGCACAUACUCUUCACGAACAAGACCUUCUCGAUACGAUUCAACUCGCCAUUGACAACUCACUGCCCUCUCCAACGGAGCAGAAUCAGACGAACGGGUGGCAAUCAUACGUCUCGCAGGGCCAAAUCUGUAUCGGUCUCCGCAGCAAUAGUCCCUUGGACUCCCCAGCAAACCGUAUAUCAUGGAGACGCGACCCACGAAUGGCCCUCUACCACAAUCUCAACAAGGCAGACAAGGAGACAUCCUCAAGCGCAGCUAACAGUAGCAAUGAUAGGGCCCUUGAGAAAUUCCUUGAACAAAUCAAGCAUGAUCCUGAAAUCCUCGCGAAGGAGGAAUCAGCCAAUCUGUUAGGCACAGAAAUUGGCAAAGCCCUAUACAACCUUAUGUUGCGUGAUCACUCGGACUUGGAUCUGGACAUCCCUCUGUCAUCCCUGGGUGCAGAUUCGCUGUUGGCUAUCAAAUUAAAGGACUGGUUCCGGAGAAUGAUUGGAGUUGAUAUCACCGUUGUACAGAUUCUGAGCAGUGGAAGCUUACGAGAGUUGGGUCGGACGGCUGCUCAGAGCAUGGUGGCAAACUUUAAGGACUGAACAGCGACAGGUAGCUAUUGGAAUUGAGAGCUCUUGCCAAGAUCUAAAUCGAAACAAUGCAGCAAUCAGACCGUUUAAAUUCUUAAAAGAAGCUGUGCCCACUACGAAGCUUGACCCUAGUCUAUCUCCUUAUGCUGUUGGCCGGAUUUUCCUCCGGCACGUCCAGAGCGAAGUCACAAAAUAUCCAUCCCUUCGCUUUCAAGUCAUUCACAACUAUACGGCGGUAUUAUAUUUGUCAAUAACCUAAACAAUUAAUAUGGCACUCCAUUGGUCAACUGGCCGAUGGCCCAACUCUGGG
Aspergillus versicolor CBS 583.65 is the source of this 7923-nucleotide messenger RNA. Its product is annotated as type I polyketide synthase. The record is from RefSeq and is a predicted model, not a curated record. Lineage: Eukaryota; Fungi; Ascomycota; Eurotiomycetes; Eurotiales; Aspergillaceae. The coding region runs from base 288 to 7625 and encodes 2445 amino acids. Gene Ontology annotation, biological process: secondary metabolite biosynthetic process; fatty acid biosynthetic process. The transcript has 9 exons. Gene Ontology annotation, molecular function: fatty acid synthase activity; phosphopantetheine binding; oxidoreductase activity.